Molecule: messenger RNA, 1628 nt
Organism: Adineta steineri
Lineage: Eukaryota; Metazoa; Rotifera; Eurotatoria; Adinetida; Adinetidae
Source: the annotation of a GenBank genome assembly
GACCUCCACCAUAUAAAGGAAGUGUAAUGACAAAAGAUGAACAAGACGAAUUUGUUAAUGAAGUUUUAACUCGUACUAAUGGAUGUUUAAGCAAUGAAUUUCGUUCUUUCGUUCGAAAAUGUGAUCGAGAACGUAUACUUAUUCUUAACAGUCACGAUAAAUUUCCACACAAGAAUCCAAGUAAAAAACAUAUCAUUUUCAUUGGUGACGCACUUCAUCCAAUGAAUCCAACAUCAGGUAAUGGUGCAAAUAUGGCCAUUAUGGAUGCUGUAGAAUUCAUUCAAUUAUUAAUUAAACAUCAUGAAAAACAAGAUAAUUAUCUAAUUACUCGCUCAAUUGAUGAGUUUGAUCGUGAUCAUGUACAACGUAGUACUGAUGCAAUUAAAAUCAGUCAUCGGAAUAUGGCUUCUGCAGUAGCAACAGGCCUGAAAUUUCAACUUAAUAAAAUAAUUAUGAGAAUAGUUGCUUUUGCUAUAAACAAUCCAUUUCUGUUUAAAAAUAAUAACAAUCCACCACCAAUUAUUCAAUGGUCAUUUAAUGGUAAUCUUAAUGAUACGUUCGGUGUUUACAAUGGAAUAUCAACGAACGGCACUAUCCAAUAUGUAUCACCUAGCUACCGUGGGGAUGGAAUGGCUGUCUGCUUUGCUAACAAAAGUUAUGCUCUCAUUCCUUAUUCACUUAAGCUUAUUGGUACAAGUUUUACUAUCUCGACAUGGAUUCAAUUAUUAUCAAAUGUUCCAUUAAACUCAUCGGAAUUUGGAAUAUUUACUCAUUGUGAGAGCAUGACUAAUAAUAAAUGUCUAUAUAUGACAGUACGAUCUGGGAAACUUCUCUUUUCUUUUUAUAUCAAUAAUUUUACAGGAAAUUCUUCUCUUACAAACAAUAUUUGGUAUCAUGUAGCAUAUGUUUACGAUCGAGUUGCACUUACACAGAGUGUCUAUCUGAACGGACGACUCGAUGGAAUAUUUUCAUCUGCAGGUAUUCUUCAAAGUAAUGCAAGUCAAAUGUGGAUAGGUGCAUCACCUUAUACUUAUAUGUAUCCUAAUCCAUUUGCUUAUAUGGAUGAGAUGAUUUUUGUAUCUCGUGUUAAAAAUACAAGUGAAAUUCUUGAUGAAGCAACACUUGUAGCUUACUAUAAAUUUGACAAUUCAUUUCUUGAUUCAGGUCCGAAUAACAUAACAAAUAGUACUGGAACAAAUGUGCAAUUUAAUGCCACUGGGCGACUACUUUCUGUCAACAACAAUUGGUGGUCACCUAUGCUCGGCUUCGACAAUAGUAGCCAUCUUAUGACGCAGACAUGGAGUGGUGCAAUAUUCUAUAACGUAGCUUUGACGUCGUUUAUUGUGCCAUUGAAUAUAUGGACUCAUGUUGUAGCAACUUUUUCGACUACAAAUGGUCUUCGUCUUUUUAUUAAUGGAACAAUGGCUAACUCAACCAGUUCAACUCAUAGUCAUGCAGGCAGUGGAACAUGGAACAUCAUAUCUGUUGGUACAUGUACUCCAGCAGCAUGGUGUACAAAUGCAGAAACUCGAAUCAUUCCGAAACAAUUUCGAGGCAAAAUUGAUGAAAUGAGAAUUUAUUCAAGAGAAUUAACGGAUGUUGAGAUCCAAGCUUUAGCUAAUAUAUAG